CUCAACGCACUCCGCCAUUUUGUAGCGCUUUAAGAAAACUCAGCCAAGCAACAAAGUUGCGGAUCAGAGCUGCUGUUCCUCGGUGUGCAAUGGACGGCCGCCUAGAGACUGAACUGUAUCCUUUGGGAUCGAGUUACGCAGAAUUAGACGUCGUUCACGAUAUUGCAGUUGGAACAAAGAGAGGAUCUGACGAGCUGUUCUCCUGUGUUUCCAGCGGGCCCUAUAUCAUGACCUCAGCAGCCAACGGCAACGACAGCAAGAAGUUCAAAGGUGACAUCAGAAGUCCUAGCGUCCCGUCCAGAGUUAUACAUGUCCGCAAGCUGCCCAAUGACAUCAACGAAGCGGAGGUCAUCUCCCUCGGCCUUCCCUUUGGCAAAGUCACCAAUCUGCUCAUGCUGAAGGGAAAGAACCAGGCUUUUUUGGAAAUGAAUACUGAAGAAGCAGCCCAGACGAUGGUUACUUACUACUCCUCCGUAACGCCCGUCAUCAGGAAUCAUCCCAUCUUCAUGCAGUACUCAAACCACAAAGAGCUAAAAACAGACAACUCACCGAACCAAGUGAGGGCACAGGCAGCACUGCAGGCGGUGAAUGCUGUCCAGACAGGUGGCAUGACUCUAAGUGCUGUUGACCCAUCUGGUUUGACUGGACCCAGCCCUGUCCUGAGGGUCAUCGUUGAAAACCUCUUCUACCCCGUGACCCUAGAUGUCCUGCACCAGAUCUUCUCGAAGUUUGGCACUGUGCUGAAAGUGAUCACUUUCACAAAAAACAACCAAUUUCAAGCUCUCCUCCAGUUUGUUGAUGGCCUGACGGCACAACAUGCCAAGCUGGCUCUAGAUGGACAGAACAUCUACAAUGGCUGCUGUACCUUGCGUACCAGCUUUUCCAAACUUACCAGUUUAAACGUCAAAUAUAAUAACGACAAGAGCCGUGACUACACUCGCCCGGACCUGCCAACUGGGGACAGCCAUCCCACUAUUGAACAUCAUGCUAUGGCUGCUGCUUUCGCUUCUCCCGGGAUCAUCUCUGCCUCACCAUACGCAGCAGCGCAUGCCUUCCCUCCGGCUUUUACUAUCCAGCAGGCUGCAGGGUUGACAAUACCUGGGGUUCCCGGAGCCUUCGCCUCGCUGGCCAUGCCAGGGUCAGCGGCGGCCGCAGCGGCUGCGAGCAGACUGGGGUUCCCCGUCUUCCCCGGCACCCAUUGCGUCAUGCUGGUCAGCAACCUGAACCCUGAGAGAGUUACGCCCCACUGCCUCUUUAUUCUCUUCGGUGUAUAUGGGGAUGUAUUGAGAGUUAAAAUCAUGUUCAAUAAGAAGGAGAACGCUCUCAUACAGAUGUCUGAUGGGACACAGGCUCAGCUUGCAAUGAGCCAUCUAAACGGGCAGAAGUUGUACGGCAGACCGCUGCGCAUCACGCUGUCCAAACACACGACUGUCCAGAUGCCACGAGAGGGACAUGAGGACCAGGGUCUCACCAAAGACUACAGCAGCUCUCCUCUCCAUCGCUUCAAGAAGCCAGGCUCCAAAAACUACUCCAACAUCUUUCCUCCCUCGUCUACCCUGCACCUGUCGAACAUCCCGCCCUUGGUUGUUGAAGAUGACCUCAAGAUGCUCUUUGCUACCAGUGGUGCUCUUGUCAAGAACUUCAAGUUCUUUCAGAAGGAUCGCAAGAUGGCUCUGAUUCAGAUGGGUUCAGUGGAGGAAGCGAUCGAGUCCCUCAUCCAGUUCCACAACCAUGAUCUCGGAGAAAACCACCAUCUUAGGGUUUCUUUCUCCAAGUCCAUCAUUUGAGACAAAAACAGUCUGAAAGGGAUGGAGUGGCCAGUCAUUUUAAACCUUACUGAGUCUUAAUCACAAAGCUCACUUCCAUCAUUCCAUUAUUUUAUUUAAGAGGCAUUUUAAGUGGAUAAUUACAUAUUUUUAGAACAGCUGUAUUAUUAGUUGGGCCUGAAAACGUCCUUAACUUUAUCACUCCAUCUGUCACUUUCAGCGUAUUUCAGGCUUCAGAAAAUGAUUUCUGUAGAAGCAGAGAUGAACCACUACAGGCUUUUGAUUCCAUUCGUACCAUUUGUGCCUUACUGCUUCAGAUCUCCAGAACCACAGUCAAACAUCUGCAACUAAUGUUUGCAAAUCUGGAGUUUACAGUCCAUUUCGUGCCCUCAGGGCCAAACAUACAUACUCUUAUGAGACAUGGGUUAUUUCAUCAGGCUGAUGGUAUAGGCCUAAAACUCUGCGCCUUUGCGUUACAUAUCUCCCAGUAGGGUUAUACUCAUAUCCUUUAGCUUUUGCAUGUAUACUGUAUCUUUAGACAUAGAAUGUUUACACGCAUUCCCUCCUUUAAAUGUAUGCAAUUGUUUGUGUAUAAAUCCAAUAGUGUUGUCUAGAUUUGAUUUGUUUUUAUACUGUGGGCCAUUGCAUGUUGGCGUUAUUCAGCGGAUCAUUAACCGCUGUCCGUUUACUGUUUGUCCUGUAUUUGGUGUAGAUGUUUAGUGUCGGGCUUCGUGUUGUGUGAUGUGAUAGAUUAUUUAAGCUAUUCUACUUAUGCCCCAUGUAUUUUAUGUAUUUAGGUACCUGUGUGUACACUACAGCUUGAUACCAAAGCCUUUCCUCCGUGUACCUUCGUAAGGGACAUCCUGACACCUUUUAGCUUCAUGACAAACGGCGUGUACAGACAGGUCCUCUCAUAGGGCCUUAUGUCCGUCUCUCUGUGGAGAACCGUGUGGUGGAAACAGUUCAGGUGAAUUGUGAUGGCCGCCAGAUAUGACUGAUAAUCAGCACACCUGCUGAAUUGUGCACGUCACAUAAUGCCAGUCUUAACAGAUGGCCUUUAGUGACCUGUAAAAACAGCUGGGCCUUUAUCCACAACAACCCCCCCCCCCCCC
Molecule: messenger RNA, 2878 nt
Organism: Carassius gibelio (silver crucian carp)
Lineage: Eukaryota; Metazoa; Chordata; Actinopteri; Cypriniformes; Cyprinidae
Product: polypyrimidine tract-binding protein 1-like
Exons: 16
Coding region: 90-1787 (565 amino acids)
Biological process (GO): regulation of cell differentiation; mRNA processing; regulation of RNA splicing
Cellular component (GO): nucleus
Molecular function (GO): mRNA binding
Source: RefSeq, a predicted model, not a curated record